AUGGAGGCUGCGCAUGGAGAACACACGGAGAGCCGGGAGGAGGAGGAGGAGGGCCUGGGGGGCCUCACGGCGGAGGAGCUGCGGCAGGGCCAGGAGGCCGCCCUGGCGCUGGAGGCCCGAAUGGCGCUGAGCGCCCAGAGCCUGGUCCGGGCCGAGGUGGACGAGCUCUACGAGCACGUGCGUGCCCUGGGCCAGGGCCGCUUCGGCCGCGUCUGGCUGGUCACCCACCGGCAGGAAGGCACGGUGCUGGCCCUGAAGCAGCUCCCGAAGGCUUCCACCACCCUGCGAGGCUUCCUCUACGAGUUCUGCGUGGGCCUCUCCCUGGGCUCGCACGCGGCCAUCGUGGCAGCCUGCGGCGUCGGCCUGGAGUCGGCCGACUCCUACAGCUUCCUGACCGAGCCUGUGCUGCAUGGCGACCUCAUCGGCUACAUCCGUCCCAAGGUGGGCCUCCCGCAGGCGGCCGCCCAGCGCUGCGCAGCCCAGCUGGCUUCCGCCCUGGAGCACAUCCACUCCCUUGGGCUGGUGUACCGGGACCUCAAGCCCGAGAACGUGCUGGUGUGCGACCCCGACUGCCGGCAGGUCAAGCUGGCGGACUUCGGCCACACGCGGCCGCGGGGGACCCUGCUGCGCCUGGCCGGGGCCCCCAUCCCCUACACGGCCCCCGAGCUCUGUGCGCCCCCGCCCCUCCCCGAGGGGCUGCCCAUCCAGCCCGCCCUGGACGCCUGGGCACUGGGUGUCCUGCUCUUCUGCCUUCUCACCGGCUACUUCCCCUGGGACCAGCCCCUGGCCGAGACCGACCCCUUCUACGAGGACUUCGUCGUCUGGCAGGCCUCGGGUCAGCCCGACCACCGGCCUCGGCCCUGGUUUGGCCUGACGCCCACGGCCGACACCCUGCUGUUGGGGCUGCUGGAGCCCCAGCCGCGGAGGAGGAGCCCCGUGAGUUCCGUCCGGGGCUUCCUGGGGCGGCCCUGGAGGCAGCGGGAGGGGGAGGCUGAGGAGGUGUACCCGGGGGAGGACGAAGACUCAGGGUGA
Capra hircus (goat) is the source of this 1032-nucleotide messenger RNA. RefSeq names its product SH3 domain binding kinase family member 2 (gene SBK2). Gene Ontology annotation, molecular function: protein serine/threonine kinase activity; ATP binding. Gene Ontology annotation, biological process: peptidyl-serine phosphorylation; peptidyl-threonine phosphorylation. The transcript has 3 exons. Lineage: Eukaryota; Metazoa; Chordata; Mammalia; Artiodactyla; Bovidae. The record is from RefSeq and is a predicted model, not a curated record. The coding region runs from base 1 to 1032 and encodes 343 amino acids.